Molecule: messenger RNA, 2584 nt
Organism: Striga asiatica
Lineage: Eukaryota; Viridiplantae; Streptophyta; Magnoliopsida; Lamiales; Orobanchaceae
Source: the annotation of a GenBank genome assembly
CCUCUCCCCUCACUUCCAAAUCCCUCCAACCAAACACUUUAGGAAAAUAAAAGAAGAAGAAAAACAAGGAAUAGAAACGAAAUUCCCAAAUUCAUAUCCCAAUUGAUAUUUCAAAAUUUCUCGUGCUGGGUUUAUCCUUGUCUCCCUCAGACCACUCCUACUUAUCCGAGCUUCCUCUUCAUUCUUCAGCCAUACCCAAAUUGCCAUCCAAAUUGCUUCAUUUAUAAUUUCUACGGAAAGGAAGGAAAAAAAAAAAAAGUGGACCAAUAAACAAAAAUGUCGGUUAUGGUGUCAACAUUCUUCGUAUCUUCAAGCGCCGAGAGUUUCAACACCAAGCUACCAUUGAACUACAAUACUGAUGCAAAUCUUAUAUCAAGAUUUCAGCUUUGCACUGGAUUAAAUAUCGGGAGAAAGAAGGAUAGGCACAUCAAUAAAUCUUUACACUCAGUUCGAAGUAGUGAAGCAAUUAUUCAGAAAACUGAGAAAAAACAUGGAAAAUCCUCCAGAAAAGGCAACAAGGGUUUAAUUUUGAGCGAAGGGAGGGAUGCGGAUGAAAAUUACGGGCUUAUAUGUCCUGGUUGUGGAGUGUUCAUGCAGGAUGCAGACCCGAAUCAUCCAGGUUAUUUCCAAAAAAGAAAAGUCGAAAAAUCAAUGGAGGCUACGGAGGAUUUGUUGGAUGACGAUUUUGAUGUAGACGAAGAUGAACUUGAGGAUUUUGAGGAUGACAUUGAGGGAAAUUUGGAAAAUAUCGAUAAAGACGUGGUCAACUGGGAUGCUGAAGACUGGGAAUCGGAUUUUGAGGACGAGGAAGACAAGUACUCGAGAGAGGUGGAUGGAUUCGUCCCUGCUGGGCUUGGAUAUGGAAACAUCACAGAGGAAACCCUAGAGAGGAGCAAAAAGAAGAAGGUCUCGAAGGCCGAGAGGAAAAAGAUGGCGAGGGAGGCUCAGAGAGAGAAGGAAGAGGUCACGGUUUGCGCCAGGUGUCACUCUUUGAGAAAUUACGGGCAGGUCAAGAAUCCCACUGCCGAAAAUCUGAUACCCGAUUUUGAUUUUGACCGGCUGAUAAGCACGAGACUAAUGAAGCCCACUGGGACAGCCGACUCUACUGUGGUGGUUAUGGUUGUCGACUGUGUCGAUUUUGAUGGGUCAUUUCCAAAACGUGCAGCCAAGUCCCUUUUCAAAGCUCUUACGGAAACUAAAGAAGGUUCGAAGCUCUGUAAAAGGCUGCCCAAGCUCGUUCUUGUUGCCACAAAGGUCGAUCUUUUGACUUCGCAAAUUUCGCCCGCUAGGUUAGAUAGAUGGGUUAGGCACCGCGCAAGGGAAAAUGGGGCCCCCAAGCUUAGUGGGGUUUAUAUGGUUAGUUCCAAGAAGGAUUUGGGUGUGAAGAACUUGCUGGCAUUUGUUAAGGAAUUGGCGGGUCCCAGAGGGAAUGUUUGGGUCGUUGGGGCCCAGAAUGCUGGGAAAUCGACUUUGAUCAAUGCUUUUUCGAAAAAGGAAGGCGUUAAGGUGGCGAAGAUUACUGAAGCUCCUAUUCCAGGUACAACGCUUGGGAUCUUGAGAAUUGGAGGGAUUUUGCCAGCUAAGGCAAAGAUGUAUGAUACACCGGGUUUAUUGCACCCGUACUUGAUGUCCGUGAGAUUGAAUAGGGAUGAACAGAAAAUGGUCGAGAUACGGAAAGAGCUCCAACCUCGAACUUUCAGGAUAAAGGCAAUAUUUACCCUCAUCAUGAGGAAAUUUCAAUACACUAAUCGAGAUCCGCCUAAAAGGCUCUGCAUUGUGAAGCGUAAUCUUUAUCUCUUGAUUCCUCAUCAAAUGGCUGGUCAAGCUAUACAUGUGGGUUGCCUAGUCAGACUGGAUCUUGACCAGGCUUCAGUAGAAACUAUCUAUGUAACUGUUUGGGCAUCCCCCAGUAUUUCUCUUCAUAUGGGGAAGAUCGAAAAUGCCUAUGAGAUAAAGAACAAUCAUGCUGGGAUUAGAUUGCAGCCGCCUAUUGGUGUAGAACGAGUUUCUGAAUUAGGAGAAUGGGUAAAAAGGGACAUUAAAGCAUGUGGAACAAGCUGGGACAUGAACAACAUGGAUGUUGCGGUGGCGGGCUUGGGCUGGUUCUCUUUAGGUCUAAAAGGUGAAGCAAGUUUAAGCCUAUGGACUUAUGAGGGCAUACAAGUCGAUUUGCGGGAGCCUUUGGUGCUCGACCGAGCACCUUUUCUUGAGCGGCCUGGCUUCUGGCUGCCAAAGGCCAUAUCUGAUGCUAUUGGGAAUCAAACUAGGCUUGAAGCUCGAUCGAGGAGAAAAGAUGAAGAAGGAAGUACAGAUUUGCUUUCUGGAGUGCAUACUGGAAAACAAAGACAGUAAUAUAUUUUGGUAUUUGACUACUUGUAGAGUGGUCUUGUACAAGUUUAAGAAAGAUUAAAUUUUUCGUUUGUUUCUAUGAUCCUAGUUCAUGGUCUUAAGUCUUAACGUUAAGUGUUAUUUUUUUUUUUUCUAAGUAAAUAUUAUAUAAAUAUGUUAUGCGUUUCUUGUAUAAAUAUAACUAAUGGUGACCCGCGCGUUGCAUGAGAUAAUAUGUUUGAUUUGAAAACAUAAA